CCCCAUUUAAAAACGAGGCUCUUAACCUAUUCCAUUCCCCAUUCCUUAUCCUCGUACACCCAACCCUCUUGCCCUUUCUUCGGACCUACUUCAACCAUAUCAACCUCAUUAACAUUUCCCUCAUAUAGGCUGCUCUUAUUUUUCACCUUGCUAUUCUCUUCUUUCUGUGGUUUUUUUUGCGUUUGUCUGCACAGGUGUAUUCACAAAGAAACAGCAAAACUGCUAUUCCAUAUUUGCAAUCAACCUUGUUCUUUAUUACUCUACCCACUACCAACAAUUUGUUGAUUAGCAAGCGAGAAUAACCACCAUAAUAACCCCAGACACCUCCCCUCUCACCUGAACAAAACCAUCAUCGAAGUGGCAUUCAAAGGAUGGACAUUAUCAAAGCUAGUCGUAAGCCUACGGCAAUAGAUCAUUUUCGAACUAUGGUCGCACAUAAUUUCAAAGUAACUCUCCGCGACCCAACUGUCUUCAUCUUUGGUGCAGUAAUACCUUUUAUUAUGAUUGGGAUAGCUAUUGGCAUCUCCCUCGGAAUCCAAAGUAACAUCCCAAAAAUUACAGCAGGUUCUGUCGAUACUCGAACGUUCAAUGCACUUGAAACUGGAAUUCAAGGCCGAUCAUCAUAUGUGAAUGUACCAGUUGUCUAUUUCCCGGUUAUCAAAAGCGUCCCCAUUCUCAACAACUUGACAGAUUCUAUCACUAGGAAUCUGGGCAGAGUUUACAGCCAAUUUAAUCCGAUCUUCGUAGACUAUGCAUCUAUGGAUGAAGUGGCUGCGUAUGAGCACCAGAAUGCAAAGGACAUGCUCAAGAACAGAACACUAAAGGAUUUUGCACCUCAGCUUGGAUUUGAGCUUAAUGCUUUGGGCCCUUCAAGUAGUAAUGAAGGUUCACUCGAUCUUGGAUUUACACUUGCAACUAAAGUGAAUGAUUCGAUACCAUUUCUGCUGAGUACUUUGAAUGUUAUGACUCAGAACAUUGAUUCCAGUAGCAUCAGCAAUGGUACGACCAUAGGACAUGGUUUAGAGUUCUUACCCACCCUCAAGACAUUCGGAGCUCAAGGCGAUGAGAAUGUUGACAUUCCUAGUUUUAUUGUGCCUGCAUUCAUGACUUUUGCGUUUUCGUUUUUCUCAACAUUUGUCGCGUCUAAUCUCGUUGCCGAAAAGGAAAAUGGUCAAAAGUCUCAUCUACAGAACAUGGGUAUCAAGCCGGCAACCUAUUAUCUUGCACGUUUCGUCAUCGAUUGGAUCUGCUAUCUUGUUCCUGUCGUUGCCUGCUUCGUACUCAUGGGUGCAACACGCCUCCAGAUGAUUACUUCUGGCUCUUGGGUGCCUUACUUUCUCCUGCUUCUUGUUUCGGGACUACCUUUCAUCACUUUUGGCUACCUACUCUCGCUUUUUUUUCAAAAGUCUCAGUCGGUGGGUCAGGUCCUAGGCGUGGGUCUCAGUUUGAUUGUUUUUGUACCAUAUUUCUUUGUCCAGUUCGUCUUCGAAGGCGCUUCACUCCUAGCUAUCAUUCUUAUUGGCUUAAUAUCACCUGCUUUUGCGUUAGAGCGCUCCAUCUCUGCUAUAGCUCUAGCGCAGACUUCGGGCUCACCUUACUCUGUCAAGGAUACGUUCGAUAUUAACAAGGCACCAUUUUGUAGUAUGAUCCUCUUUGUCUUCCAGUCAAUUGUCUAUUUAAUACUCGUUUUCUGGAUUGAGAACCUUAUCCAAACUCGCCGUUCGCCCAUCGACUUUUUCUUGCACAAAAAAACUAAUAAUUAUGUCGACAACAAGGCUACCAAGGAUAAAGAUGUCUCUCGGGAUAUGCAGCGGCGAGAUACAGCAAUAUUGGUGGACGGCAAGUUUCGCGAACGCGAUGCCGAAGUAAUCGAGGAAACGUUACGUCUCAAGGGAAAAAGAGGCUCUCCUGACGAAAAUGAUGCCGUCCGACUUUUUGGGCUCUCGAAAUCUUACCAUCUCAAGAGCAAGAAACGCGACGCUACGAUUCUCGACAACAUUUAUCUUUCUUUCAAGAAGAAUGAGUGCUUUGGAUACUUGGGCCCAAAUGGCGCGGGAAAGACUACAACCAUCAAGAUACUGACAGGAGCUGAAGACCCUACCUCGGGAAAUGGCACUAUUCAGGGGCUAUCUAUUGCGCCUUACCAUGAAGAUUUGCGCUCCAUGAUCGGUAUAUGCCCUCAAUUCGAUGUUCUUUGGCCUAAGUUGACUUGUCGUGAUCACUUAGAGCUCUUUGCCAAAAUCAAAGGCGUUGCACCUGAGGACAUGAAUGCUGCAGUAGCUCAGAUGAUCGAUGAGAUGGGACUUGUAGGACUAGGUGAUAAACGAGCAAAGACAUUCUCUGGAGGAAAUAAGCGGCGGCUGAGCUUGGCUAUGGCAAUCAUAGGAUGUCCUAAAGUCGUUUUUUUGGAUGAACCAACGACUGGCGUGGAUGUCUCGAUCCGCCAGAUGAUUUGGAAUUCUAUUCGCAAGCUGAAGCGUACGUCCUGUGUCAUCCUGACGACUCAUUCGAUGGAGGAGGCUGAUGCUCUUUGUGAUCGCAUAGGCAUUAUUACCAAUGGGCACAUCCAGGCCCUAGGGACUUCUCAGCGACUCAAGAAUACUUAUGGCGCGGGUUAUAAAGUCAUUGUCAAAUCACACAACCAUGCCGAUGCAGUGACUACGGCAUUGGAAGAGAGUGUCGGGGCUGGAAGAGUAACGCUUGUUCAGGCUCUUGGCGCGAGUUUGGAGUAUGAGAUCACACGCGUCGAAAGCGAGCGCACAACAGAGAUGUUGGCCAAACUAUUCAGAUUGUUUGAACAAAAGAGACGGGAAUUGGGUAUUGAUGACUAUUCUGUGAGUCAGACCACUCUUGGGCAAGUAUUUAUUGAGUUUGCGAAGGAGCAAGCGGCGCCUGGAGACAGCAAAUAGAUGUCUGAAAGAAUCCUAGAGAAAACUAUCUCAUAUACACAAAUCCUACAUAUUAAAUUGAUAGCUUCCCCUUGAUUUGAGUCUUGGUCUCAAUUAAAAAAAAUUACUUUUUAUUUAACGAAGAUUCCGGAUCAUAAUAAACACA
This is a messenger RNA of Lobosporangium transversale, 3054 nucleotides long. RefSeq lists its product as hypothetical. The record is from RefSeq and is a predicted model, not a curated record. The transcript has 4 exons. Gene Ontology annotation, cellular component: membrane; intracellular membrane-bounded organelle. Gene Ontology annotation, molecular function: ABC-type transporter activity; ATP binding; lipid carrier activity. The coding region runs from base 372 to 2909 and encodes 845 amino acids. Gene Ontology annotation, biological process: transmembrane transport; lipid transport. Lineage: Eukaryota; Fungi; Mortierellomycota; Mortierellomycetes; Mortierellales; Mortierellaceae.